AUGGUCAAGGGGACUCUCAUCUUCAUCAAUUCAGGGAAGUCGCAGCUCUCCAAGUUCCGCCAGGCUAACACAUUUGUGGAAAUAUUAGACAAGUGUUUUGAAAAUGUCUGUGAACUGAAUUUAAUUUUCCAUGUAGACAAGGCUCACAAUAUUCUUGCAGCAGUGGUGGUGGAGGGCAUGGUUUUGGAGACCAACACAAAUGAGAUUGUUACACAUACUGAUGCACAAAAUAAACCGGAGAAAUCUGAGGCUGGACUAACAAUUGUCACCCCAAUAAAUUUAAAAAAAAUAAAGAAUAUGAAUCUUCCUGAGAUCCCAAGAGAUUUUAACAUUGGUAAUAUUAGUAUAAAAGGGCCAAACCUGCCCUCUUUGAAAUAA
Molecule: messenger RNA, 378 nt
Organism: Rhinolophus ferrumequinum (greater horseshoe bat)
Lineage: Eukaryota; Metazoa; Chordata; Mammalia; Chiroptera; Rhinolophidae
Product: AP-3 complex subunit sigma-1-like
Exons: 3
Coding region: 1-378 (125 amino acids)
Biological process (GO): vesicle-mediated transport; protein transport
Cellular component (GO): intracellular membrane-bounded organelle
Source: RefSeq, a predicted model, not a curated record